UGAGACUCACGGCUGCUUGGAGAGUUUUUGACAAACACUUCGGAUUUGUCUCUCAAAACCCCCCGCGAUAACCUGAGGGACACGACACCCACUCACACCGCUUAAAUUCAUCAGCAACGUUUAUCCUAGAAAGUAACGGGAGCUUCUAUCAUUUCAUGAAAGACCGGGACGUGGCCAAACAAUGGACACAGCGCAGUCUAUCGCUGAAUAUUCACGGAACGGGACUGAGUAGCCACAAGGAGAAGACAAUAACAGAAGUCAGAGAAACGGCGCGCCACAAAGGAGGGCAAAGCAGGACGCGUGUUUGCAGAGAAGCAGUGCCAUAGCUGUGUAUAACAUCUGAGUUACUUUGUUAUUCUGGCUCCUUUCAUGCUGUUUCGGCCAGCGGUUUCUCAACUCGCACCUGAAAAAAAACAAAACAAAGCAAAAAUGCGUUCAGUGGCAGAACAUCUCCAUGCGUAAAUGGAGACUCUUUGCGUAUUGCUCGCACCUUUUUUUAUGCGUCCAAUGAAUUGUGCUUGUUUUGUCACUAACUCGCGCCCAGUCCCAUGACCGCACUGGUAUAGAUGCAUUAUAGACUUCCUCAUACUUCAUAUCUGCCAUGAGUGAUGGCGUUGUCUGCAGAAUCUGACUGUAUAGGUGCGCAGAGCAGCACUUAUAAAAAGAGCUUAAGCGCAUCGGAUCGCAACGGUUAUGUGAAAACAUGUGUUAUCCCACUGUGCAGUGACCGAGUUUGUGAGUCGUGGAUACGGCUAAUGUUCCUAAAAAUAUGGAGUUCCCAGAGACUCCGAAGUGCGGUGUGCGUGGGGUCGCUUUCGGUUUUUCUCGCUCUGUUGGUCAAAUGUGCAGACUGGAAAACUGAAGCCAGCCGCGGCGGUGACAGCAGACCCUCGCAUUCAUCGCCUUCCCCUCACUUCGUUACAGGCUGCGCGGCGGAGCUGUUGCAAACUUGCUGGAGCGUGGUUUCGCCAUUGUUCACCCUCCUGUGUGCCUUCUUUUGGGUCGGUGUGUACUUAGUCCGCUGUGGGGUUCUAAUCCAGAAUGCCCUCUCCCUCCUAACCUUGUGCCACCUAGGCGAAGCAGCGGCGUGGUCUCUCCUGGACGGGACAGAUGAGCAACUGUUUUCAUCCAGAACAGCGGCCGCGGUCGUGCUGGUCUGCGUGGCCACCAGUGUACUUAUUGUAGCACGGCUCAAUCAGGGCAUAUCUGUGAUCGUUUUCAUCAGCAUAGUCAGGACUAUUUCACUCAUCUCGCUGCAUAAAGUACGGGCCAACUGGAGACCGUACGUAGCGUACCUAGUCGGAGUUCUGGGCAUCCUGCUGGCGAGGUAUGCUGAUAAGCUCCUUCCCAACCAGGGGAGACACAAGGAGGGCUGCACCCCCGUGACUGGAGCCAGGAAAGAGAUCCCUGUAUUUAAAAGGCGCAGGAGGUCCAGUUCUGUGAUACCCUCAGACAUGGCACACAGUCACUCCAACAGUAAGUCACAUCGCCGGACCUCUUUGCCAUGCAUCCAGAGGGACCAGAUGCUGCCCCGCUCAGACUGGGACCACAAGAGAGGCUCCCGAGGAUCACAGUCGUCAGGCACCACAGUCAUGGUCGACAUAGCAGUGAUGGGAGAAGCCCAUGGACUAAUCACAGACCUACUGGCUGACCCCUCUCUGCCCCCAAACACCUGCACCUCACUGCGGGCUGUCAGCAACCUGUUAACUACCCAGCUCACCUUCCAGCCACUGCACCGGCCACGUCCUACUCCCCUGCUUAACCCCAGCGAUGCCUACACCUGCUCCGACUCAGAAGACGGACCCGAGAAAGGAGAGAAGACAUCCAUCCACAAACGCCUGAGGCGAAGUCUUCACCCUAGUCUUUUAAGGAGGCUCUCUUCCACGUGGACCACCACCACCUCCGCCACAGGCCUGCCCACCAUUGAGCCCGGGCCCGUCCGAAGGGACCGCAGUGCCAGCAGCAAACCUUACCAUGAAACGCUCAUCUGCAGCUGUGGGAGGCCGUACAUCAAACUGAGCCAUGGGGAGGGCUCUCUAGACAAGGGAGACAGGGUACCACGCUCAGCAGAGGACCAAGUUGUUGCGUCAUCAGACUACGACAGCACCCACGAAGCCAACCACAGUGACAGCAGUGAUAUAGCACAUACAGAGAAGGACACGGAGGAAGGAAAAAACCCCGCCCAGAAUGUCAUCCUCCACCCACUAAUACCUCCUGAGGACAAACCAAUUUUGGCUCCAGAGCCAUUAGUAAUGGAGGAUUUAGAGCCUCUAAUGAGUCAGUUAAACAAUUGGAACUUCCCCGUUUUCAGCUUGAUGGAAAGGACCAGUGGGAAAUGUGGACGCAUCCUCAGUCAGGUUGCUUACAGGCUCUUUGAAGACACAGGCCUGUUUGGGACCUUUCAGAUCCCUGUAAAAGAAUUCAUGAACUACUUCCACGCCCUUGAGAAUGGUUACAGAGACAUACCAUAUCACAACAGGGUCCAUGCCACAGAUGUGUUUCAUGCAGUCUGGUACCUCACCACACAGGCUGUGCCUGGUCUGCCCAGCCUCAUUACUGACCAUGGCUCUGUCAGUGACUCAGACUCGGACAGUGGGAUCACACACAGUCAUAUGGGCUUCCUGGUUUCAAAGACCUACACUGUGUCAGAAGAUGGUUAUGGCUGCCUGUCUGGCCUCAUACCUGCUCUGGAGCUCAUGGCACUUUAUGUGGCUGCUGCAAUGCACGACUACGACCAUCCUGGGCGGACUAACGCUUUCCUUGUGGCCACCAGUGCCCCACAGGCAGUGCUCUACAAUGACCGAUCUGUUCUAGAAAACCACCACGCUGCUGCCGCCUGGAACCUCUUCAUGUCACAGCCAGAGUAUAACUUUCUCGUCAACCUGGACCACGUGGAGUUCAAGCGUUUCCGUUUCCUGGUCAUUGAGGCCAUACUGGCCACGGAUUUGAAGAAGCACUUUGACUUUGUGGCUGAGCUCAAUGCCAAGGUAGGUGAUGAGCCAUCUGCAAGUAUUGAUUGGUCCAAUGAGAACGACAGGUUGCUGGUCUGCCAAAUGUGCAUUAAACUGGCUGACAUCAACGGGCCUCUGAAAUGCAAAGACCUGCAUCUGCAGUGGACAGAGGGCAUUGUCAAUGAAUUCUAUGAACAGGGUGAUGAGGAGUCCAGCCUGGGGCUUCCCAUCAGCCCCUUCAUGGACCGAGCUGCACCACAGUUGGCUAAACUCCAAGAAUCAUUUAUAACUCAUAUUGUGGGACCACUGUGCAACUCCUACGACUCAGCCGGCCUCAUGCCUGGACGAUGGGUGGAGCCCAACCCAGAUGCAGAAGAGCCAGAGGUCAUGGAGAAUGAGGAGGAGGAUGACGAGGGUACCACAGAGGAAGACUCAUCCACCAGCUCAGAAGCAUCACAGAAAGCAGCUCCCAAGAAGAGGAGGAAAGUCUUCUGCCAGAUCACCCAACACCUUCUGGAGAACCAUGAGAUGUGGAAGAAGGUGAUCGAAGCAGAGGGCCCAGGAGCGGAAUCUCCCCAUUUAAACAAUGUAGCUGAGCCUAUUCUGGCUAUUCAUGAGGAGGAGGAGGAGCCAGGGAGCAGAGAGGAGCUGGUAGAAGGAGAGGAUCCAGAGGAGGGAAUUGGGGAACCAGAGUGGCCUGUGACUCUGCGGGAAGAAUCCAAACCUCCAGAGGAACUACAGGAGGGGGACCCAGAGUGAAACAGCCCAUGGGAAAUAUGGCAUCAGUCAGGGCAAGGAUGUGAAAAAGUAUUUCUUUUUUCUUAUCUUAUCAGCUGACUCCUGUUUUUGCCAGCACAUCACUUAGACACAACACUGUAGAUGUUUUGGAAAUGUGUGCCUAUAUAAAGAAAAAACAGGGUGGGAAAAUUUGUGCUUUACACAUUUUAUCUGAAUAUCUGGUUUCACCAAACAUUUUAAGGAGCUUUCCAUAUUGCAAUACGGGAUUAUUCAUGUACUUCGGGAUACAGACUCUUUUGCUACUGUCAAGACAAGAGGACGACAGGUUGCACAGACCUCAACCCAGUGUGGUAACACAGGACUGCAGAAAUCUGCUGCCAAUUUAUACAUAACUAUUUUCUGAAUGCAAUUAUAUAUAGACAUCACAGUUACUUGUAUUUGUGUUUUUAUUUUAGCAAGUUUUUGAGGCCUUGCAUGGGCCAUAAUGUUUUUACCUAUAUAUGGCUUAUAAAGGGAGUCAAAUGAGGCACAUUGGCAUGUCGUUCUUCCUUUCAGCUUCUGCUAAAAUUAAUCAGUCACCCGUGGGCUUUAGCAUACAAAAUCAAAUAUUUAUACAUUUUAUGUUCUAUAUUUGUUGCCGAAUUAAGUACGUUAUAAUAUUUGGUUUAGCCAUGUUUGUUUAAGGAGGAAAACUUGAGGUUUAUCACACUCUGUAUGUGUAUGAUUGGAUGUGUGUGUGUGUGUUUGUGUUUAAAUUAAUGCACUGAUAUGCGCAAUUCUUCUGCAGAGGGCGCAGGCAGAAUGAGCAGAUUAGCUGUUAUUUGUGUUAUCUGUUCUUUGGUCUCCAGUUCCAAGGUAAAUAUAGCAGCCGGUGAAAGCUUCACAAUCCUAAAAGUUUCAGUACAGAGGUACACAAACCAACAGUGGGUUACAGGAAAUGAAUCUGUGCUGCAAAUAGACCAAAAAAGGGAGAACACAGAAGACACACUAACGUUCCCAUGUUGUCAUGUCAAAUGUUGGGGGAUUAAAAGGGACAAAAAAACAACCAAACAGGCACAGUAACUAUGCAUUGAUGAAGCAUUAUAUAAAACCAGACAGUAUAAUCUAUUAAACAACAAUCUCCCUAAAUAGAAAAAUGGUUUUUAAAGUGUGACCAAUACAGUGCCCAUUUGUCUUUUCCCUUAAUUUUUGAUCCCCUGAAUACAUAUUAGGCUUCACUGAACUGCAUUAAAGUCUGUAUUUACUGGUCCUCAUUAUGUAAAUACCAGCAAACGGUGCCAACCUUAAACCCUCAGGAAACUCACGACCGUUGAAAUUCAGAACAAACAUCUCUGUCACCUGUGAGUGAGUACAGUAAGUUAAAAACAGGCAGGGAGAGUAGGGUAGUUGAGAAUAUGUUCAUAAGCUGGAGUUUAUGUCAUCAAUCCAGACUUUUCUGCUUUGCCUGGUGUUAACAUUGUUACAGAUAAACACAGUUAAUACAUCUGAAUUCUUCUCCUGGCACCUCAGGGUGGCAUUCAUUCCCUCAGAACAAAUCUCUGAAGCUAAUUGCUUUAGCUGUUCGAUCCUGGUAGAAAAGGUGGUUCUUUUUUUAAUGGCAUUGAUAUACAGUGAAUAACAUUGUCGCUUUGUUGACCUAUAAUGCACAUCACCUGGUCAGUGUUUUCUUAUUGCCUCAUAAUGACUUUGCAAAUUUUUGUUUUAAUUUUAGCGAGAAUGUUGAUUUAAAAAAUUAUCACCCAGUACAUUUAAGUGUUUAAAUCGGAUGCUAAAUAGCAAAGAAAACUGCUUUCCAAGAAUUUCCAAUAGACAUAAAAUGUUUCUAAAAGGUGCUUUUUGUCAUAUGUUGGGAGUAAAUGUCACAUUGCUCUACACACAUAACAUAAUAGUGCAAAGGUCAGGACCUGAUGAGAAAAUGUAAUGUGUACUAGAAGACUCAAGGUUACAGUAGCCCCUACUCUACUUUCAACUAAGUGAAAGCCAUGAGAUAAACCACAUAUCCAACUGCAUAGUGGCUCCAGUAGGAUGCUCACUUUACUUUAAUAAUUCACAUUUACAUAGAAAAGAUGACUGACAGACUCUAAGUAGCUCUUAAAGUGCCCUGCACUAUGUUGACAUGUCUGCUUACUGUCACAUAGUGCAGUGAGGCAAUAUGUAGUGAAUUAUCCACUGCUAAUUUUGUUGAGUUCUCAUGACCUACAUUCACAUCUGAGUGCGGUGGCUUCUCACACUGUACCGCUGCUUCCUUUCAAUAUCAUUAUUCUUUAAAAUGAUCAUCAAAAAGCAGAAGAGAACAUGUCAGUCUAUAGAUGGUCUAUGACAGAGCUUCACUCUGAAUGAAAUUACAUCAGAUACUGAGCAGUGUGUCCUUGUUUCCAUGCAGUUCCUGAAUUUAUUGUACUCUGUUACCAUGCGAUGUUUUUGGCUAUGGUAAAUAAUAGGAACUCACUCUACUGCAGCUUAGGCCACACAAGUUCAAGAUGGGUAGUUUACCCAGUGGUUAGAAAAGCAUUAAACAGAUACAGUAUCUUACACAACACACCUGCUGCUUUCUGUAGGUGUGUUCCCUGAAAUGCAUCCCUAAUGAGCUAUAAUCAUUGUUUCAGCUAUGAGACAUCAGCCAGUGUUAUUUAGGAAACUAUUAGAUUAACACAACUGUCUUUAUUGAAGUGGCCCAGAACUAGUGAAACCUACUUUUUAGUAUCAUUAAUUGGGACAGUGUAACUUCUAUAUGUAGUUAUGAUUUCAGCUCCUACUUUCUUAAUACUUUGUUAAUGUACAUAUACAGUAUACAGUGUGCAUGUGUGUCUGUGUUUGUGUCUGAUUGCUUCUCUAAUGUGACUCCGUCCAGCUUGUAGUGUUGAAAAGAGGAGGAUGCUACUCUUACUAACAGAUAGAGAUGGUGAGGUGAUGGAGGGUGAGGGUGAUGCAGUAAGUAGUUCAUCAAUUCUUCUCAGAUACUCUGGUGAAAUUGUUAUUCACAGAAGGCCCUUUAGCAUAACUCUCCUUGUGCUUCCUCUUUGAUCUACAUGCUGCUUAGCCUGCAGAUCAGAGCUUGUCAUCCUGAUGGAAUUCUGUCCACUGUUUUAAUUUGUUGGUGAUCAAAAAACAUUUUUUAAUGUGUGUGAUGUAUGAAAUUUGCCCCCACUCAAAUCAGUCUCAAGUCAGUUCUUGCAUUAUAUCAGUUUUGAUAGUGUUUUUUCUUGUCUGUAUUUGUUUCAUAUGAUUGUCGUACUUAUUCACACAUGUAGCAUAAUUGUAACCACGGGAACCAAACAAGCUUUAUGAUUAUGUAAACAAAAAUGAGAUGAGUAUUUUUAUAUAGUUGACACAUAAUUAAAUAAUGAAUUGCUUUCUUCUCACUACUACCUUGCACUUACUACAUGUACUAAUACCUAAACAAGGAAGAACAUGUCCAAAUACACAGGAGUUGUGAAAAUAAACGAACUAACUUCCUUGUAGGUUAAUGCUCCAUUUUGUACAAUAAACAUAUAUUCUGUACAGCAAAGAAAUUUUAAAACCACAAAACUCUUUUAGAUAUGCAUUAUUUAUUUUUACCAUUUUGUAAUUUAGACACUAUACUGUAGCUUCAAUAUUGCCAGACUUACUGGAAGUGCCUAUGCUGGUAUUAUGUAUCAUACAGUGAAUAUAUUUGAAGAUGAUUAGAAGUUGUCACAAACUGAACCAUGUGGAUGUUGUAAUGUGAAUACAUUGAAUUACAAGACUAUAAUUUCUGUGGUAUCUCCUUGUCUGUGUUGUGUUAAUUUUUCAUCUUUUGAGUCAUAUGAAAAUGUACAAGAUAAUGGUACAUCAUGACAACAUUUCCCUGCAAGGUCAAGAUGCCAUGUUUCCUCAAGACUGUUUUUAUGUCUGAGUUAAGUCUUGACAGUUUUAUCCACUUCCCCAGAAUGGAUGUGACCUUUCUGUUAAAUUUUAGAGGUUUUAUGUAUAGUUUUGGGACCAAACUGAUUCAGUAAAUUCCUAAUCAUUUUAAUGUAUUACAGUCUCAAUUCUUUGAUAUUUGGCUAUGUUGAAUUAGAAACAGGACAGAACACAAGUCCCUCUGUAACCAGAUGGAGUAUGUCUGCCCAUGCUGCAUUAAAGUUGAAUGUUUUGCUUAAGAUACAAUAUUGAUAUAUCUACAAUUCUGAUGGUUGUAUUGAAUAAUAUAUGAAGGAAUACAUUACAUGACUGUAUUUGCAGUUUAAUAGUAAUGACAGAAUGUUGUGAAUGAUUCUGUUUUUAGAGUGCAGCUGAGGGAAGCACACACACACACACAUCCUCAUAUGCCAGUUGUAGCAGAUGGCACUGGUGUAGAGGUCCAGGGUGGUGAG
Messenger RNA from Monopterus albus (swamp eel), 8023 nucleotides. Its product is annotated as cGMP-inhibited 3',5'-cyclic phosphodiesterase A-like. The record is from RefSeq and is a predicted model, not a curated record. The coding region runs from base 609 to 3710 and encodes 1033 amino acids. Gene Ontology annotation, molecular function: 3',5'-cyclic-nucleotide phosphodiesterase activity. The transcript has 14 exons. Gene Ontology annotation, biological process: signal transduction. Lineage: Eukaryota; Metazoa; Chordata; Actinopteri; Synbranchiformes; Synbranchidae.